This is a messenger RNA of Entelurus aequoreus (snake pipefish), 2554 nucleotides long. RefSeq names its product E3 ubiquitin-protein ligase TRIM47-like. The record is from RefSeq and is a predicted model, not a curated record. The coding region runs from base 415 to 1719 and encodes 434 amino acids. The transcript is spliced from 8 exons. NCBI's taxonomy places the organism in Eukaryota, Metazoa, Chordata, Actinopteri, Syngnathiformes, Syngnathidae. Gene Ontology annotation, molecular function: zinc ion binding.
CUGUAGAAAAGACCCGCUCACAGGGCACAGAGGAGGCGUCAGUGCGACACAGCUCGCGUAUCGGUCAUGUGACCGACACAGCUCAUGAUCGGUCACGUGACUUUCUAAAAGCGGUACGCGCACCGACACAGGGUUUUGCUCUAUGAGCUCGACGCAUGCGCCGAUGCAUCGGUGUUGCCGGACCCAUCACCAGAUGGCGACAAUGAGCUGAAAGUCCAUAUUAGAAUCAAGGAGGUGAACAUCUAUCUGCGUGUCGCUGCUUUUGAACUUCUAAUCCUGAGGACGCUUCGCCAAACAGUCGGUGUGGUUGGAGUCCAAUCUGUUGAAUAUCCAACUUGACACUAACUUCACUUCGGUCCACAAAGCGGGUUCUGAAGAACUUCACACAGGUCCCCUCCUGCACCUCUUUGAAGGAUGGCUCAUGGCGGGGUGGACAAAGACCAGUUCAACUGUGCAGUGUGUCUGGAUGUCCUGAAGGAGGCAGUGACCAUUCCAUGCGGCCACAGUUACUGCUUGGACUGCAUCAGCAGAUGCUGGGACGAUGAUAGCAACGUGAACUGCCCUCAAUGUCGGCAGACUUUCAACCCGCGGCCGGUGCUUGGCCGAAGCAUCUUACUGGAUGACGUGGUGGGAAGAUUUAAGGAAGCUUUGGCGGGUCAAACUCUGGCGGAGGAGGAUGACGUGGAGUGCGACGUUUGCCCGGAGAGGAAGUACAAGGCGGUCAGGUCGUGUGUGGUGUGUUUGGCCUCGUUUUGCAACCUGCAUAUUCAACCGCACUACCAGUCAAAUGAGCUUACGACGCACACGCUAAUUACGGCCUGCAAGAGGGUCCAGGAGUGCGUCUGUGGUCAACACAACAGGCUGCUGGAGUUCUACUGCCGCACGGACAAGCAGUGCAUCUGCCAGCUGUGUGUCAUCGACCAACACAAAGGCCAUGACGUCGUGAUGUCGGAAGUGGAAAGACAAGAGCAACAGAAUCAGCUUGGUAAGAUGAAGCACGACUGUCAGGAGAACAUCCAGCAGGCAGAGAAGAUGGUUGAGAAGGUCAAAGAAAACGUCCCCUCUAUCAAAGACUAUGCUGGGCAGCUGACGAAGAUGAGUGAGGAACUCAUAAAAAACGUGACCAUAUCCUUGAUGGAGAAGCACUUUCAGUUGUGUGAGAGGAUCCACAACAUGGAGGAUCUGUAUGUCAGUGAGGCCAAGCAGUCGCUGGAGAAGGCAGACAUUGUGAUCAAGGAGCAGCAGAGGAUGUGCGUCGAGCUUGACAAGUUGGCAGAAACUGUGAACCACGUGGACUUUCUCCAGAAACUUCCGUCCCUGAAAGCCUCGUCUAUGUCCUCACCUCUGCCAGACUUCAGCUUGACCUUUGUCAAAGAUAUGUUGGUCUGCCGGGAGUCGAUUUUGGAAUACUACAAGCAAAGAUUCAAUGACAUUUAUGAAAAAGUACAAGACAUCGUCUGGGUUUUCCCCCCCGCCCCCGCCGGCCCAGGCAGAAGCAGCGCCUUCGGCCCGUGUCACACCUCCCGUUCAAAGGGAAGCCGCAGGAGAGGACUAGCUGCCGGAGCCGGAGGUGACACAGGGUAUUCCUCCAGAGUCCAGAAAGUGUUGAGUAGAAUGAAGCACCUUCUUCCGAUGGAUGGAAAACAAAGAGUCAUCAAAACAAAGACUUCCAGUGGGCUCAUCGACCCACCACCUAGGCCUCCCUCCGCCCUCCCAUGACGAUGGACUUUUUUGUUUUUUGUUUUUCUGGGAUGUCUGGAAUCCAUCCCUUAAAGGGCGGCGGGGGGUACUGUCAUGAUCCGUUACCCGGAUUAUGUCAUGUUUAGUUUGAUAUUCCCUUAGUUGUUUAGUUCUUUUUCAGCACCCCUAUUUUUGUGUUCCUUAUUGCCAUGGAUGCUGAUUAUUUACACCUGCCUCUGAUUAGUGGUCAGGACGCUCACCUAAUCAGAGAGAUAUGUAUUCCUGCCUCACGCCAUACUCUGUCUGGCAGUUUUGUUUGCUACACCCAACAGGUUAUUCUUGCUUCUAAUCCCCUCGUUCUAAAGACAACAAUGACCUUCGCCCCGUAGCUCUGACCUUGAUUAUUGUGAAAUGUUUUGAAACAUUUGUUGUGUUACUGCUCAGUCCAUGUGGAACUUUCUAAGCAUCUAGAAGAGACUCAAGCUUAUGCUCAAAUUGUAUUUAUUGAUUUUAGUUGAAGGUUGAGGAGCUCGGUCAUCUGGGAGAGGCUCAGAAUAAAGCUGCUGCUCCUUCAGGUGGAGAGGAGCCAGCUGAGGUGGCACGGGCAUCUACUACAGAUGCCUCCUGGAAACCUCCCUGGUGAGGUGUUUCAGGCCGGGAGGAGACAUUGGGGCAGACCUAGGACAUGUUGGAGGGACUAGGUCUCACAGCUGGUCUGGGAACGCCUCGGUAUCCCCCCUGUAGAACUAGAGGAGGUGGCCGGGGACAGGGAAGUCUGGGCAACUCUGCUUAGACUGCUGCCCUUGCGACCCGGACUCUGAUAAGCGGCGGAAAAAUGGAUGGAUGGAUUAAUUAAAGACUUCAAUGUCAACAC